AUGAAUAGAGAUACAGCUGAUGAAAGUGAUAACAUUAUUCGGGAGAGAUCAAACGAAAAUAAAUGUGAAUCAAUAGAGAUAGAACAAAUAAAUAAAAAUGACGAUGAUUUAUUUAAUGAACAAUAUUUACAAACUGAUCAAAAAAUCGGGUUGACAACUGAAGAGGCUGAGAAACGUUUGAAAGAAUUUGGACAAAAUGAAAUUACUGAAAAAAAGCAGUAA
Messenger RNA from Scutellospora calospora, 222 nucleotides. NCBI's taxonomy places the organism in Eukaryota, Fungi, Glomeromycota, Glomeromycetes, Diversisporales, Gigasporaceae. The record is from the annotation of a GenBank genome assembly.